This is a messenger RNA of Euleptes europaea (tarantolino), 1710 nucleotides long. Its product is annotated as zinc finger protein 345-like. Bases 1 to 1710 code for a protein of 569 amino acids. The record is from RefSeq and is a predicted model, not a curated record. The transcript is spliced from 3 exons. Lineage: Eukaryota; Metazoa; Chordata; Lepidosauria; Squamata; Sphaerodactylidae.
AUGGAGGAAAAUUACAAGACCAUGGGCUCUGUGGGGAACUACAUUUUCCAGAAGGCCUUGCAAGCACCAGAGUGGUCAACCCUGCGUAUUGUUCCAGAAUUGAGGGAGAUGGUGAGGGAGAAGGAAUCAGCAACGUCAGUUAUUGGAAAAGUUGAAGUUCUGCAGAUGGAAGCAAAAUCUAGGGAACAAGCCAUACCAAAGCGAGAGUGCAGAAGGAAAAGGAAAGCCAAAGAGAAGCAGAGGAAGAAAUUGGUUGGCUAUCAGUCCAGAAAUCAACCUGAGAUCUCAGCCCAUGAGGAAAUACGGAAGAGAAAGAGAAGGCCUAAGGAUGCCAUAAAAGACACAAGGUUCAGCUGGAAAACAUUUAACUGCCUGGAGUGUGGGAAAAGCUUCUAUUGUAAUAGCAAACUAACUCAACAUCAAAGGAUUCACACAGGGGAGAAGCCUUAUAAAUGCCUGGAGUGUGGAAAGUGCUUCUCUCGGAAUUACAGCCUAACUGCCCAUAAAAGGGUUCACACGGGGGAGAAGCCAUACAAAUGCCUGGAGUGUGGAAAGUGCUUCUCUCAGAAUGGCAGCCUAACUGCACAUCAAAGGGUUCACACGGGGAAGAAGCCAUACAAAUGCCGGGAGUGUGGAAAGUGCUUCCUUUCCAAAGGCGAGCUAACUAAACAUCAAAGGGUUCACACAGGGGAGAAGCCUUAUAAAUGCUUGGAGUGUGGAAAGGGCUUCUCUCGGAAUGACAAACUAACUAAACAUCAGAAGGUUCACACGGGGGAGAAGCGAUAUAAAUGCCUGGAGUGUGGAAAGUGCUUCUCUCAGAAUCACCAACUAACUGCACAUAAAAGGGUUCACAUGGGGGAGAAGCCAAAGAAAUGCCUGGAGUGUGGGAGAAGCUUCUAUUGUAAUAGCAACCUAACUCAACAUAAAAGACUUCACACAGGGAAGAAGCCAUACAAAUGCUUGGAGUGUGGAAAGUGCUUCUCUUGGAAUAACGACCUAACUAAACAUAAAAGGGUUCACACGGGGGAGAAGCCAUACAAAUGCCUGGGGUGUGGGAAGUGCUUCUCUUGGAAUAACGACCUAACUAAACAUAAAAGGGUUCACACGGGGGAGAAGCCAUACAAAUGCCUGGAGUGUGGGAAGUGCUUCUCUCGGAAUGGCAGCCUAACUGCACAUCAAAGGGUUCACAUGGGGGAGAAGCCAUACAAAUGCCUGGAGUGUGGAAAGUGCUUCCUUUCCAAUGGCGAGCUAACUAAACAUCAAAGGGUUCACACAGGGGAGAAGCCAUAUAAAUGCUUGGAGUGUGGAAAGUGCUUCUCUCGGAAUGACAGACUAACUAAACAUCAGAAGGUUCACACGGGGGAGAAGCGAUAUAAAUGCCUGCAGUGUGGAAAGUGCUUCUCUCAGAAUCACCAACUAACUGCACAUCAAAGGGUUCACACGGGGGAGAAGCCCUAUAAAUGCCUGAAGUGUGGGAAAAGCUUCUAUUGUAAUAGCAACCUAACUAAACAUCAAAGGGUUCACACGGGGGAGAAGCCAUAUAAAUGCCUGGAGUGUGGAAAGUGCUUCUCUUGCAAUGGCAGCCUAACUGCACAUAAAAGUGUUCACACGGGGGAGAAGCCAUACAAAUGCCUGGAGUGUGGAAAGUGCUUCUCUCGGAAUUCUACCCUAACCAGACAUCGGAGGGUUCACAGCGAAGAAGCCACAUAA